ACUCCCUUACUAGUGUGCUGACUCCCUUACUAGUGUGUUGACUACUGAACUGGUGUGAUGACUACCGAACUAGUGUGCUGACUGCUGAACUAGUGCGCUGACUACUGAAAGAGGGAGCUGACUACUGAACUAGGGAGCUGACGGAGAGAUUUAGUUUGGGUUUAUUUUGCUCUCUGUUCAUUGUUCUCUUCAUCUCAAACAGAGAAAGUCCUGCUGAAGCGAUUGAGAUCCUCGUGACACACAGAUACUGAACUAGUGUGCUGACUACUGAACUAGGGAGCUGACGGGAGAGAUUUAGUUUGGGUUUAUUUUGCUCUCUGUUCAUUGUUCUCUUCAUCUCAAACAGAGAAAUUCCUGCUGAAGCGAUUGAGAUCCUCAUGACACACUGAUAUAAAGAUGGUGUUUAUUAAAGAGGAGAGCAAAGACUUCAGGAUUGAAGAAGUGUUCAGUCUGAAACAAGAAGAGACUGAGGAACAAACAGGCCAAGAUCUGAAUGCAAUGGAACAGACAGAUCAGUAUGAGAAACUCCAUGAUUUAAUAACUGAUGAAAAAACUACACAGACUAAAACAGCUUCUAUACAAAAAAGAACUCAGAAAACCAAAUCUAACAACCGUUUCACCUGCCAUCACUGUGGAAGGAGUUUCAGAGAAAAACAAAAUCUUCAAACGCACAUGAGAGUUCACACUGGAGAGAGACCAUUCACCUGCCAACAGUGUGGAAAAAACUUCACUCAACAAGGAUCCCUCAAAAGUCACAUGAGAACUCACACGGGAGAGAAGCCUUUCACCUGCCAACAGUGUGGAAACAGUUUCACUCAAAAAGUAUCCCUUAAAUAUCACAUGAGAACUCACUCGGGAGAGAAGCCUUUCACCUGCCAACAGUGUGGAAACAGUUUCACUCAAAAAUCACACCUUCAAAGUCACAUGAUAACUCACUCGGGAGAGAAGCCUUUCACCUGUCAGCAGUGUGGAAAGAGUUAUACACAGAAAAGCACCCUUCGUUCCCACAUGAGCAUUCACACUGGAGAGAAGCCUUAUACAUGUGAACAGUGUGGAAAGAGUUUCCCUGCAAAACAAAACCUUAAAGUCCACAUGAGAGUUCACACUCAAGAGAAGCCUUACUCUUGCAAGUAUUGUGGGAAGAGUUUCACACAUGCAUGCUCCCGCUAUUACCACAUGAGAGUUCACACUGGACCGAAGCUGUUCACAUGUGAUCGUUGUGGAAAGACCCUCACAACAGAAUUUAGUCUUAAGUGUCACAAGCUCAGGCACACUGGAAAGAAACCCUUCAAAUGUGAUCAGUGUGGAAAGGGUUUCAUACGUAAGAUGAGACUUAAUUACCACAUGAAGACUCAUUCGGCAGAGAAAUGCUGUAAAUGUGCUCAGUGUGAAAAGAGUUUCAGGAAUAAACGUAGCCUAAAUGCUCACAUUAAAAAACAACACACUUGAGAGAAGCCUGUGGGAAGAGCUUCUCACAAAUAAUCUUAAGAUUCACAUGAAAUAUGUGUGGAAUCAUGAAGAAACCCACACGAGAUUUCACUCAGGGGAGAACCAUUAUGCCAUCAAGUGUUUCUCAGUCAGAGGAAACCUGAAGACUCACAGAGGAGUUCACACUGGAGAGAGGCCUUUCAAGAUCAUUCUGGAAAUAAAGUGCGACUGUGACGAGGUUUACCAAAAGAAGCAAUUUAAAAAAUCCCCAGCAUAUUCACUCUGGAGAAAGGCCUGUUAACUUUGAUCAAUGUAAUACAUUUGACAUUACACCUGAUAGAUACACCUAAGAAGUCAUGAAAGUUAGACAGUAUUUUUGUGCUUUGUGGAGAAAGCUUUAAAUAGCCCUGCAUUUUAAGAGCGCAUAAGAAAAUAGGUAUCUGUUUGAAAUUAAGACUACGCUCACACCACAGCUGAAUGUGUGCCAUAUCUGAUUAUGGCACCUUCAUAGCCAUGUCUUUUAUUUGUAUAUUUCUAUUUUUAUCUACGGAAUUAACUUGGAAUUAAAAUAUUAAAUUUCUGUCUUGCUGCAAAAUUCCACAAUGUAACUAAAUGGUUAUAAAUAAAAUGGUGAACUGCAUGAAGUAAUGAGCAUUGCACUGAAUUAUUUGAUGCAUCUUUAGUGAGAGAAUGCACAGGUAAAAAAUUUUCAGUCUUGACUUACGGUGGUGGCCAAAAUGAUUAGGCCACUAGUAUUUUCAGUAGCUAAAAAUGGUUU
Cyprinus carpio (common carp) is the source of this 2206-nucleotide messenger RNA. RefSeq names its product gastrula zinc finger protein XlCGF8.2DB-like. NCBI's taxonomy places the organism in Eukaryota, Metazoa, Chordata, Actinopteri, Cypriniformes, Cyprinidae. Gene Ontology annotation, biological process: regulation of transcription by RNA polymerase II. The record is from RefSeq and is a predicted model, not a curated record. The transcript has 2 exons. Gene Ontology annotation, molecular function: DNA-binding transcription activator activity, RNA polymerase II-specific; RNA polymerase II cis-regulatory region sequence-specific DNA binding. Bases 397 to 1449 code for a protein of 350 amino acids. Gene Ontology annotation, cellular component: nucleus.